GAAAGUCCGGCCAUCUGACAGCCCUGGAGGCGGGCUUUCGAUUCUUUUUUACCUUACCCCUCCUCCUCCGUCCCCGAAUGGAGAGUGUUCUUUUUUCUCAUCUAUUGAAUCCCAGAGAUCGCCGUGUCCCGCGGCCUGAGGAAGAGCGCUCAGAAUGCUACAACCACCGAGCCAUCGACAUUGCCAUUGUAUUGAUGGAAAGCACCAUCUCCGCUUUGUGUUUUGAUAUCAGAAGCUUUUUAGGAAAACUGUGAACGUGGGAAUAGUUGGAGACCUCCGGAUCGCGAAAUGUUGGAAUGGAAGGCGCAGACUCUGACUCGCCGUCCCAAACAGGAGUAUGAAGUACUUUGUGGAUCUGAGAUCACCAAGAGAGAAACUUUGUUUCCUUUGGAUAUCCAAAAGCGCUUGCGGUACAAUAUACUAACGUGGUUAACGAACAGCAAAGCGCAAGUUCUGCAACAUGGCCUCGGCUGUUAAUGUAUCCUCUGAGCAGGAAAACAGGGACCCCGAUCGGCCGAGGUUAACACGGAGAAAUAGGGGGAUCUACCAUACAACUGCAUUGGAUUUGGAAUAUUUGCAACGACCGAGUUACUGUGAUGCAGCUUUUGCGUUGGAGCAAAUAUCCCAGGGGAAGGCGACUGGAAGAAAAGCACCGCUGUGGCUGAGAGCAAAGUUUCAGAGACUUUUGUUUAAACUGGGGUGUUACAUACAACAAAACUGUGGGAAGUUUUUAGUUGUCGGCCUCUUAAUAUUUGGAGCUUUCGCUGUUGGCUUGAAGGCAGCUAAUCUAGAAACCGACGUGGAGAAACUAUGGGUAGAAGAUGGGGGCCGAGUGAACGAGGAGCUGAAGUACACGCGGCAGAAGAUCGGGGAGGAGGCCAUGUUCAACCCUCAGCUGAUGAUCCAGACGCCGCGGGAGCGCGGGGCCAACGUGCUAACGCUGGAGGCCCUGAGGCAGCACCACGAGUCCGCCCUCAAGGCCAGCCGUGUGCGCGUUUACAUGUACCACAGGCAAUGGGAUCUCGAACAGUUAUGCUACAAAUCCGGAGAAAUUGUUACCGAAACCAAUUACGUUAAUCUGAUUACCGAUAAACUUCACCCAUGUCUCAUCAUCACGCCACUGGACUGCUUCUGGGAAGGAGCGAAGCUUCAGCUGGGCAUGAUGUAUCUCCCAGGCAAGGCUCCCCUCCAGUGGACCAACUUCGACCCGGUGGAGUUCCUGGCUGAGAUGAAGUCCAUGAACUUCCAGGUGGACGUGUGGGAGGAGAUGCUGCAGAAGGCCGGCGUGGGCCAUGGCUACAUGGACCGGCCCUGCCUCAACCCCAAAGACCCUGACUGUCCCCCCUCCGCACCCAACAAGAACGACACACAGGGCCUCAAGCUGGACAUCGGCCGCAUCCUGGCCGGUGGUUGCCACGGCAUCGCCAAGAACUACAUGCAGUGGCAAGAGGAGCUGAUCAUAGGAGGCACCGUCAAGAACGGAAGCGGAAGGCUGCUGAGUGCCCAAGCCCUGCAAACCAUGUUUCAGCUGAUGACCCCCAAGCAGAUGUACGAACACUGGAAGAAUCACGACGAGAUCGCCGCCCUGAACUGGAACGAGGACAAGGCGGCGGCCAUCUUGGAGGCCUGGCAGAGGAGAUACUCCGAGGUGGUGCAGCAGAGUGUCCCGGUGAACUCGUCCCAGAAGGUGCUGACCUUCACCACCACCACACUGGAGGACAUCCUCAAGUCCUUCUCAGACGUCAGCGUCAUACGCAUCGCCAGCGGAUACCUGCUCAUGCUGGCGUACGCCUGCCUGACCAUGCUGCGUUGGGACUGUGCCAAGUCCCAGGGGGCCGUGGGGCUGGCGGGGGUGCUGCUGGUCACCCUUUCGGUGGCGGCGGGACUGGGCCUGUGCUCGCUCAUCGGCAUCUCCUUCAACGCUGCCACCACUCAGGUGUUGCCAUUCCUAGCGCUGGGUGUGGGUGUGGAUGAUGUCUUCCUCCUGGCUCAUGCCUUCAGCGAGACCGGCCAAAACAAGAGGAUCCCAUUUGAGGACCGUACAGGGGAGUGUCUGAAGAGGACGGGGGCCAGCGUAGCUCUGACCUCCAUCAGCAACGUCACCGCCUUCUUCAUGGCUGCCCUCAUCCCCAUCCCGGCCCUCCGCGCCUUCUCACUACAGGCGGCGGUGGUGGUGGUGUUCAACUUUGCCAUGGUGCUGCUCAUCUUCCCAGCCAUCCUCAGCAUGGACCUCUACCGCCGAGAGGACCGCCGCUUUGACAUCCUCUGCUGCUUUGUCAGCCCGUGUGCCAACCGCGUGAUCCAGAUGGAGCCUCAGCCGGCCUACGUGGACGGCUCGGACGGCAGCCGCUACAGCCCCCCGCCCCCGUCCUACAGCUCGCCGCCGCCCUCCUACAGCAGCCACGGCUUCUCCCAGCAGACGCACAUCACCAUGCGCUCCACCGUGCAGCUGCGCACCGAGUACGACCCGCGCACACAGGCCUACUACACCACGGCCGAGCCCACCUCGCAGAUCCACGUGCAGCCCUACGCCCCCACGCCCGCGCCCCCUCCGCCACCGCCACCAUCGGCACCCACCAACAUCAACAACAACAACAACAACCCCGGCGCUAAUCAUAACUACAGCAACAGCAACGCCGGCAACAGGGCGAGUGCUGGGGGUGUUUUACCAGGUACGCCCAUCGGGGGUGCCGGGGUGGCAUCCGAGCCUCCUCCUCCUCCUCCAGCCCCCUCGGCCUUCCUCUCAUCCUCGCCCUCCUGCCACAGUGCCAGCUCCACGCGGGACCUGCUGUCCCAGUCCACGGAGCUGUCGUCAGUGGGGGGUGGUAGCCGCGGUGGUAGGGGGCAUUCCCACUCCUGCCCCGAGCCGCCAUGUUGGAGGUGGAGUUUUGCAUCAUUCGCAGAGCAGCACUACGCCCCCUUUCUGUUGCAGCCCACCACCAAGGUGGUGGUGAUUGUGCUGUUCUUGGGCCUGCUGGUGGUCAGCCUGUACGGCACCACGCGGGUGCGCGACGGCCUAGAGCUGACGGACAUCGUGCCGCGCGAGACCAGCGAGUACGAUUUCCUGGGCGCCCAGUUCCAGUACUUCUCCUUCUACAACAUGUACGUGGUGACGCAGCGGGCCGACUACGCACGCUCGCAGGGGCUGCUCUACGAGCUGCACGCCCGCUUCGCCUCGGUCAAGUACGUGCUGCGUGAGGAGGACGGCAGCCUGCCGCUCAUGUGGCUGCACCUCUUCCGCGAUUGGCUGAAAGGUCUGCAGCAGGCGUUUGACCGCGACUGGGAGGCGGGCCGCAUCACACGCAUGAACUUCAAGAACGGCUCGGACGACGGUGUCCUGGCCUACAAGCUCCUGGUUCAGACGGGACGCAGAGAGAAGCCCAUCAACCACAACUUGCUGACGCGGACGCGGCUGGUGGACGCGGACGGCAUCAUCAACCCCAGCUGCUUCUACAUCUACCUGACGGCGUGGGUCAGCAAUGACCCGGUGGCCUACGCCGCCUCACAGGCCAACAUCCGCCCGCACCCGCCCGAGUGGCUCCACGAGCGCACCGACGUCCUCCCCGACACCUGGCUCAUUCCCGCUGCUGAACCAAUCGAGUACGCACAGUUCCCCUUCUACCUCAACGGGCUGCGGGAGACGCCGCAGUUCGUGGAGGCCAUCGAGAGCGUGCGGGCCAUCUGCGGCAACUCCAGCCGGCUGGGCCUGCCCGCCUACCCCAACGGCUACCCCUUCCUCUUCUGGGAGCAGUACGUCAGCCUGCGCCACUGGCUGCUGCUGUCCAUCAGCGUAGUCCUCGCCUGCACCUUCCUGGUCUGCGCCGUCUUCCUGCUCAACCCCUGGACCGCCGGCAUCAUCGUGCUGGUGCUUGCGCUGAUGACGGUGGAGCUGUUUGGCAUGAUGGGUCUGAUUGGCAUCAAGCUGAGUGCCGUUCCCGUGGUGAUCCUCAUCGCAUCAGUGGGCAUCGGGGUCGAGUUCACAGUCCAUGUAGCACUGGCCUUCCUGACAGCCAUCGGUGACCGUAACAAGCGUGCCAUCCUGGCUCUGGAGCACAUGUUUGCCCCCGUGUUGGAUGGAGCCUUCUCCACACUGCUGGGAGUCCUCAUGCUGGCUGGCUCAGAGUUCGACUUUAUCGUCAGGUACUUCUUUGCUGUCUUGGCCAUCCUGACAGUGUUGGGGGUCCUCAAUGGCCUGGUACUGCUCCCCGUACUCCUGUCCUACUUCGGGCCCUACCCAGAGGUCUCGCCUGUGGAUGGCAGGAGUCAGCUGCCCACCCCGUCCCCAGAGCCGCCCCCGCAGGUGGUGCGCUUCGCCGUGCGCCCCCGCCACACCACCACCACCACGGGCUCGGACUCGUCCGACUCGGAGUACGGCUCCAACACCACGGUGUCGGGCAUCAGCCAGGAGCUGCAGCAGUACGAGCUGUGGCCCAGCAGGGGGCGACCCUCAGCCUCGGCCUCGGUCUCGGCCCGGCCAGAAGAGGUGAGGCUCGGACACCUGGCUCAUCGCUCCCAUCACCAGGCGGACCUGCCCGCCUACCCCGCAACCUCUUCAGCCGUCCAUCCAGACACGCGGCAAGCGCCGUCGUUCCGUCCGGGCCACGCGCCCCCCCACGCUCAGGAAGCCGCCCCGCCCCCGCCGCACCUGGCCCGCCGCUACUCCAGCAAAGACUCAAAGAGGGACCAGAGUAGCAGUGGCGGCCACAACCACCACCAACAACACCGCCAGCAUCGUCAACAACAACAACCACCACCCCCACCCUCGUACUCCUCCUCCUCCACCUCCUCCUCCCAGCCCCCGCCUCACCGGCCGCGCAUGGACGCUUUUGAAACGGCUACUGACCCCCACCACCAUCACCCCCACUACCAACACCCCCACGCGGGGGAACACUACCCCGACUCGGGCCCGGCACCACCUCCUCCGCCCCCGGGCCCCGGCAACAGCAGCCGGGAGCGCCACCGCUCCUCGCGCUCCUCCUCCCACCACCACCACCCCCACGCCACACCGGCCGCCUACGGCCAGCCCAUCACCACGGUGACGGCCUCGGCCUCGGUGACAGUGGCCGUGCACAGCCCCAGCUACCCCCAGCCCUUCACGCUGGCCGACCAGGGCGCCAGCUACCCGCGCCAGCAGCAGCAGCAGCAUCAGCAGCCGUACCGCCACAGGUACUCCUCGGACAGUGGCAGCAGUAGCGACGGCGCCAGCGGGCCGUCUUCACAGGACCCACACGUGCCCUCGAGGGAGUCGCACUCUUCGUCCAGGCACCGGCGGCAGCACCAACACCACCACCAUCAUCAUCCUCAUCAUCACCACGCAAACGAGGGCGUCGAGCUGGAGGAUAUGGAGUACCAGGCCUCCAGCGCUACGGCUGCAGCUGGACCACACCGCAAAUCCUCCAGCUGAGGGUGGCUGGGACACACGAAGCACAAUGGCCAAAGAUGGGACCUUAUUAUUUACCCCCUCUGUGUUGUGGUGCAGUGAGGCAUGCUGGGAAGGAUAUCCCGAUUGGACCAGCAGCACUACCUUUUAGUGUCUCACCCUUACUGUAUAACCUAGUGUACAAUAUGUUUUGUUUUAUGUUUUAUUUUCCAUUAGAUAUUUCUAUAAGUAUUUAAAGAAUGUGUACACAUAUGUAAAUAUAUAAGACAAAAAGUA
Molecule: messenger RNA, 5656 nt
Organism: Engraulis encrasicolus (European anchovy)
Lineage: Eukaryota; Metazoa; Chordata; Actinopteri; Clupeiformes; Engraulidae
Gene: ptch1
Product: patched 1
Exons: 24
Coding region: 461-5404 (1647 amino acids)
Biological process (GO): negative regulation of smoothened signaling pathway
Cellular component (GO): plasma membrane
Molecular function (GO): smoothened binding; hedgehog family protein binding; hedgehog receptor activity
Source: RefSeq, a predicted model, not a curated record